AUGGUACCACGCGGCAUCGUCGUCCCCACACCUUCUGCUGUGCCUUCCACCCCUUCCGUUCCUCAGCAAAGCUCCGAAGGACUUGCUACGGUCAAUACCAACCCCGACACUCUGAAGAGCCGCCACUGGGAGAACCACAGACCCUACGAGGCCUUCACACAACAGACCGUCCUGCAAGAGAUGGAGAGCGCGAUGUGGGGCAUAAGACCGCCUGGGCAUGGGGAUGAAGCGACGCAUCGGAAAUCCCGGUAUCCGCAGACGACCCAGCUGCAAGGCUUCGUCACUAUAUCAGUCCCUACCGCGACUAUCGCACAACAUAGAGGCAUCGGCGGUGAUGACUACGAACCACAGCAGCAGGUCACGAGAGUCAAACAAACAACGGUGUGGCAUACGAAAACGGAAACGCAAACGAGAUUCCUGGGGUGUGAGCAUGCUCGGCAUCCACACGCCUCGUGGCGCGAUGGCUGUGGGGAUUCGGCGGUGGAGUCGGCGAUGAGCGUGCUGGACGGCUCGAAGAUAGGGCAGACGAAUGUCAAUGUCCUAGUACAUGACGCAGAUGGUGAGGUGAACAGCGCCGAUAUCUGGAAAAUCAAUAUAGAUCGCCGUGGUAUCCCAGCUACGCCUAUUACACGUGGUAGUGAAGGUGAAGAUUUGUGGGGCACGGCCCAAACGGUCACCACGUCAACACCUGCAACUCCAAGUCUCGCAACCCAAGACUUCAACGCUGGACUUAUCGCGAACUCGAAGCAUGAACAAGACACGACCAAAGUCCAGACGCGCUCUCCACUAAGCGCCGCAGCAGUCGUUCCCGGCAUCCCGAAACACCUCACCACCCUCAGCAGCUCUCUCCCUCCACCCUCCCUAACCCACCAAGGGGCGAGCAAGAUGUACACCGGCCGCGUAUCCCAAGAAAUAGACCCGCUCCUCCUUGAGCUUCUAAACCCCAUCGCCUCGCCUACGCCGACGAUCACACAACCCCCAACGCUAUCUCCGUCACUAAAUCGUUGGAACCGCGUCCCGAGCUUCGAGGCCGAGUGGGCGGAUAACGCGACCGCGCCGUGGGAAUUUGGCUUCGAUCUCCCGGGCGUCCCGGCGCCACUUGUAUGGUUGCUGUUUCUGGGCCUGGUGUUGGGGCUGCUAGGGAGUGCAGUGGUGUAUCUUGUAAACUUCCCGCCAGCGUUUCUAUCGCGCACUCCAAGCCGGAAGGGCGACGAUGAGCAUGGACGCGGCCGGUAUCAGGGCUUCGAGAACGGGAGCCUGAUGACCGAGCCACCACCAAGCGCGGUAUCCACGGUGCGGGAGUUCGAGUGCGGCGCGGCAGUGCAGCGGCGGACGCGAGCUGCGCGAGAUGUCGAGAGUGGGACAGAUGGCGCUUCGCCUUCCGACCACUCUCACUCAAAGUUUCGGGGGGAGUCGCCGACGGGUCGCACGCCUCUCCUCCGCUCUGGCUCUUCUUCACCGCGUUCAGCGUAUACCUCAUCGCCGAGUCCGCCCCGCUCGCCUCCCCGAAACCGGCCACAGAAGAACUAUCAAGAGAAGAGGAAACAAGAAAUCCUCCUCUCUCCUCUCGGUACGCACUUCCCAGCCGCGGAGACCGCCGCGAUCCCCCUCGUCCCCCUUUCUCUCCCACCGAGGGACCGAACAGCUCAAAAGAUGCGCGCAGAACGCCGGCCUCAACCACUGAACCUGAACCUCCACCCACACACCGAGCCAGGAGGCCAGCAGGCUAUCCCCCGUCUCCGCACAAGCGACGAAUGGAUCGCCGCCCGCGCCGCCUUCGCCUCUUCCCCCGACAUGCCCCACCCCCAACUCCAUCCCCUUCACACCCCCAUCUCCAACGAGAGCGACAUCGAAGCGCAGACGCCCAGCGCCCAGCGCACGCCGCUGAUGAAGAAGAAUCGAUCGGGCUUCGGGCUCGCGGCGUAUCUGCCCAGCGCGAUGUCGCUGCCGGCGUCGCCGGCGGUGCGGUGGAGCAACGGGGGCGCCGGCGCGUGGCUGGAGAGCAUUGAUGGAGCGGUGGGGAGGGUGGUGGAGCGGGUGGCACGGUUUACGGCGGAUGAGGGCGGCGAGGGGGGGUUGGUGUUGCCCGUGACGAGGGGGUGA
This is a messenger RNA of Mytilinidion resinicola, 2103 nucleotides long. RefSeq lists its product as uncharacterized. The coding region runs from base 1 to 2103 and encodes 700 amino acids. The record is from RefSeq and is a predicted model, not a curated record. The transcript has a single exon. NCBI's taxonomy places the organism in Eukaryota, Fungi, Ascomycota, Dothideomycetes, Mytilinidiales, Mytilinidiaceae.